Molecule: messenger RNA, 996 nt
Organism: Sardina pilchardus (European sardine)
Lineage: Eukaryota; Metazoa; Chordata; Actinopteri; Clupeiformes; Clupeidae
Product: interferon-induced protein 44-like
Exons: 8
Coding region: 1-996 (331 amino acids)
Biological process (GO): immune response
Source: RefSeq, a predicted model, not a curated record
AUGUUUCUGUUUAACUUUGUGCAGAAAGAUCCCCACGCGGAUCCCAAAAACCUCGGGAAGAAACAAACUUUGUCCAAAGAUGAACGUCCGGAAAAUGAUUACAGUGAUGUGGUCCCCAAACCUGGCUCCAAUCCUCCAAUCGUACCUGAUCGCCCUAAACAGCUUGCACAUACAACCACACAACUCCUGAGCAAAGAAUGGAGGAUCCUGGAGUGGAGCAAAAAGAAAAACACGGCAGAUUUUUUGAGGAAAUUUCCAAUCAGCACUCAAGACGUUGACAAACUCCGCAUCCUGGUCCAUGGUCCAGUGGGAGCAGGGAAGUCCAGCUUCAUCAACUCCAUCGACUCCAUCUUCCAGGGGCGGAUAACAAAUAUGGCCGCAGCUGAAGCAGCGACCGGCCACAGCUUCACAAGGACUUUCCAAACCUACCACAUCAAAAAUCAGAAGUAUGGGUCCUUCCUGCCCUUUGACCUCUGUGACAUCAUGGGUCUGGAAGAUGGCCGUUCAGAAGGGGUGGACACUGAAGAUCUCAUCAAAGUCUUGCAGGGUCACAUUGAAGAUGGCUUCAAGAGCCACCCCAAUAAGAUCUCCAUGAUGGACGAUGGUGUCAUCGACAAGAUGAAGCACAUUAGGGCCAAAGCUGGGGAUGAAAGGAUUCCGCAGGUGGUGAUUCUGACUAAAGUGGACGAGACCUGUACUAAUGUAGCCAAGGACAUUAAACUCAUCUACAAGAGCCAAAAGAUCAGAGACAAGAUGCAGGAGUGCAGUAACAGACUGGGAGUUCCCAUGAGCUACAUCUUCCCAGUGAAGUGCUACCAUGAGGAGAUCCAUCUGAAUAAUGAAGUGGACGUGCUGCUGCUCUCUGCUCUGACCUUCAUCCUCAACUUCGCCAACGACCACGUGGCAGUGAUAGCACCCCCUGCUGCCAACAUGAGUGGUAGCAGCAGGCAGCGCUACGUGAACGUUAGCGACAGUCAGCAGCCACCGCCCCGUUAG